AUGGUCGUAUUGACUGCGCUCUGCGUCACUCUCACUUUACUCUGGGCAGCCACCCUGCACGCAGUUUCCACAAAUCUGGUCUUGUGUUUUGAGUAUGGCGUACACAUUGGCAUGCACCUUAGCUUACUCGAACGAGCCUUUGUACGCGAGCAACUAGAAUUUCUACGCGUUUAUCCCCCGGUAAUAGGAACAUGGGUAGGAUUUCGGUUUUGGUACUGGCUUUCUCAUUGGAACGAUGAGGUUGCGCCGUUGGACAGUGAUAACGGACAUGAAAAAGUGCAUCCGGAAGAGGGAAUUGAUGAGGCAGAAGACUCUGUGAUUAAUAGCAUUGUAAGAGAUGACGAAGCAGAAGAAAAUAAUAGACGUGGAGAAGAGGAGGUAGACAGCAGCGCAAAUGAGCCAGGAGUAUUUGAGCGCUGGAUAAACGAAGAUCCCAAUCACGAGAUGCUCACAGAUAACGGCAGCAAAGUCAGUCACAACAACGAGGUAGAGGAUAUCGUUAUAGAUGCAAAUGCUGGGCCUCAGACUCUGACGGUGACAGUGGCCGCGGCUGUGACUGUUUAUAUCAAAGUCAGAGUGGAAGCUGCAGGAGGGAAUGAUGACAUGAUGUAA
Molecule: messenger RNA, 612 nt
Organism: Alternaria arborescens
Lineage: Eukaryota; Fungi; Ascomycota; Dothideomycetes; Pleosporales; Pleosporaceae
Exons: 1
Coding region: 1-612 (203 amino acids)
Source: RefSeq, a predicted model, not a curated record